CACUGUCCUGCUGUAUCAGUCUCUCUUGGUUGGAAUUUUGAGAUUCAGUGACUCUUGUCGUCUCUUUAAUAACUGUUGCGGAAGCAGUGACUCAUGAAGAUGCCAGUGGCAUUGCUCUUGCUGCUGGCAUUGUGCAAUGCUAUUAAAGUUAAUGGUGAAGAAAGCGAUGGACAAUGUGACUAUAACUUGAUAUUAGAACCAAGACCUCACAGCGUGUCAAUUCAAGAGUUUGGUGCUGUUGGUGAUGGAAAAACAUUGAAUACUCUUGCCUUCCAGAAUGCCAUUUUCUAUCUCAAGUCCUUUGCUGAUAAGGGUGGCGCUCAGCUAUAUGUGCCGCCCGGGAGGUGGCUCACUGGAAGUUUCAAUCUCACCAGCCACCUCACUCUCUUCUUGGAGAAGGGUGCUAUCAUCCUGGGAUCUCAGGACCCAUCACACUGGGAUGUUGUGGAACCGUUACCCUCGUAUGGUCGAGGGAUUGAACUUCCUGGAGGAAGAUAUAGAAGUUUGAUAAAUGGUUAUAUGUUGCGUGACGUGGUAAUAACAGGNUCGUCUCUUUAA
Molecule: messenger RNA, 558 nt
Organism: Pistacia vera
Lineage: Eukaryota; Viridiplantae; Streptophyta; Magnoliopsida; Sapindales; Anacardiaceae
Product: probable polygalacturonase
Exons: 4
Coding region: 94-558 (154 amino acids)
Source: RefSeq, a predicted model, not a curated record